Alexandromys fortis (reed vole) is the source of this 10756-nucleotide messenger RNA. RefSeq names its product serum response factor binding protein 1 (gene Srfbp1). The record is from RefSeq and is a predicted model, not a curated record. Gene Ontology annotation, cellular component: 90S preribosome; nucleus. Bases 358 to 1458 code for a protein of 366 amino acids. The transcript has 8 exons. Lineage: Eukaryota; Metazoa; Chordata; Mammalia; Rodentia; Cricetidae. Gene Ontology annotation, biological process: maturation of SSU-rRNA.
UCCCGCCGCGUGGGUGGGGAGCGCGGCCGCCGAGGACCCGUCGGGUCGGGAGACGGGAACCACGCGCCGCGGGUCGCGUCCCUGGUCUCAGGUUCCGCACACUUCCGUCCCUGCAACGAUGGGGAGGCCACUCGGUGUACCGUCACUUUCAAUUGUUAUCUGUAGAAUGUAGCUCCACGAUUGUCCCUUCCUCAUAAGCGGGUUGUGAAGCUGAGAAAGGAAGUGAAGCGAGUUCGAGUUUUGGUUAUCCGAAAACUUGUCAGGAGUGUUGGCAGACUGAAGUCCAAAAAGGGCACUGAAGAUGCACUGUUGAAAAAUCAGAGACGAGCCCAAAGGUUGCUUGAAGAAAUUCACGCCAUGAAGGAAUUGAAACCUGAUGUCAUAACUAAAUCCGCUCUUGGUGAUGAUAUCAGCUUUGAAAAAACUUGCAAAAAGCCAGAUUCUACUGCAACUGAAAGAGCAAUUGCCAGAUUAGCAGUUCACCCUCUUCUAAAGAAAAAAGUAGAUGUGCUAAAAGCUGCUGUGCAAGCCUUCAAAGAUGCAAGGCAGAAUGCUCCUGAAGCUCAGUCAUCAAAGAAUACUUCAGAAGAAAGCCAGUGUAAGGACACUCGGUGUUCAAAGGAUGAUGCAGGCGAGUCACAGCAUCAUGAGAGAACUGUUGACAGGGAGCAGAGAGCAAAAGAAGCUAAAACAGUAACAAAGAAAGCUGUAAGUGAUUCAAAAGAAAAAACGGCCAUGAUAGAGCAUGGACCCAAAGCAGAGGCCAGUCCAUGUUCUCCAGGGAUGCCUUCGGGAAAGGAUACCAUGGCUACUUCUGCACACCAGAAGGCGUCAUCCACUGACUCAAAACGGCAAGCCUCACCCAAAACCACAAAGACAGAGAGUGAAGGCACCCUUGGUGAGAACAGUGGCAGCGAGGAAGAGGUAAGUGAGAGUGAGAAGGAGUACUUCGACGACAGCACUGAAGAAAGGUUCUAUAAACAGUCUUCUGCGUCCGAGGACAGUGACAGUGGUGAUGACUUCUUCAUUGGAAAAGUCCGACGGACACGAAAGAAGGAAAAUAGUGUCCGGUCCUCAGCUAAGGAACAGAAACCCCUCCCAAAGGUCUCGCCCAAAGCUAAUACCCUUGAAACCCUUUGGGAUACACGAAAUGAUAAACACAAGCUGAUCCCAGAAGCCCGGAAGUUAGAAUCCGUGUUUUUCCACUCUUUGUCUGGACCUAAAAGCUCCAGAAGGGAUCCCAGAGAACAGGCCCCGAAGAGUAAAGUUCCAGAUUUUCCAGAAGAUGAACUUCCAGUCAAGAAUGAGUUUGGAAAGAGUGCACGCAGAGGGUUUGAGCGUGUGAGGCAACAGGUGCAGGCUCCUCUGCACCCUUCUUGGGAAGCGAGCAGGAGAAGGAAAGAGCAGCAGUCCAGAAUCGCCGUGUUUCAGGGGAAAAAAAUCACAUUUGAUGAUUGAUUGAUUGAUUCCUGCCUUUUCUGCCAAAAUUUUUGUUUUUAUUUUUAACUAGCCUAUUUAAAUAAGUCCUUUUGAAAGUUAAAAAAUAUAUUGCUUGUCUUUCCUUUUAUGUGUGAGUUUGGGGAGUGUUUAUAUAAUCUUUUACAGAUCUCUAAAUUUGAUUUAUAAGAGUGUUUGCCCCAAAUUAUUUCUUAUAUAAUUUAGAAGUUACAAAAUUUUAGGUCCUAUCAUCCAUGAUUAUGAAAUAUAUUUCACUAGUUAAACUUUACCUAUUGUCUUAAAAAAUAAGGCAAAACGGGGCUGAUGAGGUGGUUCACUCCUGCAAAGCUCAUGACCCCUGAAGUUCUCAUAGUGUAAGGACAGAGCCAACUCGCAAAAGUUGUUCUCUGCACAUACACAAGUGUGGCACAUGCUUGUGUAAAUACGCUCACACACAAUGAUGUGAUAAAAACGUAGUGUUAAGCAGCUUGCUUACGUAUAGUAAUCAAAAACUGAGUUCUCCACCCCUGCAAUAAGUAUCUCCACUUAAUGAAGAACGUAUAUCUAGAAAUCCUAAUUUCUUCUGUCCACUUGUAUAUGUUAACAGUAGAGCAAGUACUGGAUAGGAAAUGUUCGUGAUACAGGAAAGAACAUGGUGUCUAGUUAUUCUAGCUAUAUAUUAGUUUUGAGGGCACAGUACUGGGAAUUGAACUAGGACCUUAGACAUACUAGGUCUUCUUCAUGCAUUAUCACUGAGGAGCUUCCUGUGUGGCUCAGGCUAGCCUAGUUUUUUACUUUCCCAGUGCUGAGAAGCAGAUGUGUUCCACCACGCCUUGCAUUGAAAUGUUUGUAGAAGAGGCCUCAAGGGUUAACCUAAGUACAAGUUCUAGAAAAAGGUGGGAUUAAAGUGUCUUAGUAGAGGAGAUGGGACCCCUAAAGAGCCACCUACUUUAUGGGUAGCUGGGAGCAAAGAAUUUUUUGAAAGGUCUUUAUUUUACUGGUGAGGAAGACAUGAAAGAUCAUUGGUUAGUUAAGGAAUGCUCACUGAAUUCCAUGUUGCCUACACGUUUAGUGCUCUUAGAAGAAGGUUAGGCCUUCCACUCAGCCCGCAAGCAUGAGCUACCAAGUCCAGGUUCUGUUUUACGAACAUAGGAAUGUCAGUAGCUAGAACAAUGGAAUUCAGAUUGUGGUAUAGAUGUGAGGGUUUUUUUCUUCAAACUGUACGUCAUUCCCUGCACGUAUGCACACAUGUGCACACAUACACAAUUUCAUUUCCUGCUGCAGUUGUGCCAUGGAGGCUUUACAGUGGCAGUGGACUUCUCUUAGCACCUGGCUUGCUUCUGCUUUGCUGCAGUGACUCCAGGUGGAACAGCUGCUAGUGUAGGGUAGGGCUGCUCUGUGUCUGGUGACUUUGCCCUAAUGUCUGGAGAUGCUUGGGUUACAUGAGAGGUACUACAGCUAACAUAGUGUAGGUGCACUGCUGAACUCUCUAGUGUAAACAUGUCUGGGUUUUGAGCCUAAAAUGUUAUGAUUCAAAGGUUGAAACCCCAAGGUUUAUGGCUCUGAUUGCCAAACUUGAAUAUUGUUCUAGUACCACAAAUUGCCUGGGCCUGUGUGAGAUCCCACACAUUGCAUAGGAGGGAACCCAUCUGCACAUCUCUGUUCUUCCUCUUCGAUAUUUAGCCUCACAACUUCUGCCAACAUCAUCACACUCACACUGGUGAGUGGGGAGGCAUGCCUCUAUUCUGCAGUACUGCAGCCCAAGAGUGGUCUGUGUUAGCUGACACCUUUGCAGACAGCAGAGUCAGCCACUUAGUACUUGUUUUCUUGUUUCUCUCUAAGCUGAUGACAUGUGGUCUCAAAACUCCUGGAACCAACUGAGUUCUCUGAACUCAGGAGUUAGUCAGUCUUGCAGUAAUUCAAGGAGUGUUUGUGUCAGAAACUGCCAGCUUCUUGAUAAAACAAUGAUGGUUGUCACAACUUAAUUUUCCCAUCCCCUACUAUAGACCCAUGGUAGCCUUGCAAACCAGCAGUGCGUUAUCACAACGAAGAGUAGCCUGGCACCCGCAGGAAAUAAACAACCUCACAUAUUUACAUCUACAGGGACAUUCCUAAGAAUUGCCUGACUGGAUGGUUACUCACUGGAAGUCGCCCACGUGUGUAUUUGGUGGGAGUAAGACUUUCUUAGCUUCAAAAAUACAGAUAGUUUGACAUUAUGGCUGCCAUAGGAAGAAGAAAUCUGUUGAGGUAAGCAGUACUUUAACCAAAAAGCCUAGAGGGAAAUCUGAAGAAGUUAAUGUCUGUUGAUAGGGCUUUGGAAGUUUCUGACGUUUUCUAAGAGUUAUCAUGCACAAGCACAGGCUGUGACCAAACUGGAACACCCUCAACUCUCCCCAGGCAGGGAGAUCACACCCCAAUGGAUAAGUGAUGAAAACAUGUCUGUGCAGACACUCAACAGUACUGCUUCCAGCAUUUAAGGGAAUCUGUUGAGUUAGCACAACAGUAGGCUACAUGAACCAGACUUCUGUGGCCUUACACAUCAAAAGAACUCAAAAAUAACUCAGAAACCAUCACCAGCCUUAAACAGGCAUAGCGGACUGAUUUUACAAGUAUUUAAUGUAUCAUAUUUUCAACAAAAUGAGAUAUGCACAAGGAAGCAGGAAACAGCCAUAAGCAGAACUUGAGGAGGGGCAUGUGUUGCAGCUAAAAAUAAAAUAAUGAAUUAGAAAUUAAAAAGAAAGGUAUGGUCCACAUUGUCUGUAUUGUAGCACUCAAGACUGAAGUGGACAGAUUGAAAAUGAGAUUAAGCUAACUCAAGAAAGAAAAUUUUGAAGUUAGUGCAUUUUCCAAACUAAAAAGUUGAGAAGGGCUCCUAUGUUGAUUGAGAUUAUGCACUUUGAAGAACAGGAAAUAAAAGAUUAAGGGGCUUGAAAGAUAGCUCAAAGAUGGUAGCAUUUGCUGUGUGGUUUUUUUGAGGGACAAAAAUCUCAGCACCCAAGAGAAGGGUGGUGUCCUGCAAAAGACCUGUAACUCUAGCUCCAAGGAUUGUCUGACGCUUCUGGUCCCUACAUGGGCACACACAGUUGUGUACAUACAUUCAUGUAUCAUACAUUAAAGAGCAAACCAAACAAUCGGAUUUUUUUAUGUAACCAGAGUUCAUAGCUGUAUUUUUCAAAGACUAGGAAAUCAUUCACAUCAAAACUUCAACAUGAAUAUUCAUAGUACAAAUAAUAGCUACACAACCAAAAUACCUAAACAAAAGGUGAUCCUCACAUGCAGUGAUUAUUCAUCCAUAAAGAAAAAUGAGGUAUUGUUUUUAUAGUAUGGGUGGGCCAUGAGGACACACUAAUUGAAAGAAACCUUGGGCCGGUUAUCUGUCCCUCUGUCACAGUCUGCUUUGGUGUAGUAGACAAUGCCCACCAAACAGCUCUUGGCUCUUUGGAAAUUAUGGGCAGCCAGUCUAACCAACAUUUGGUACCAGUUUUGAAAAGCACGAUUCUUGCAGCCUCCGUGGUUUUCAGCAUGGCUCAGGUUAGCCACAAAGUCAUAUGGUUUCCAUUUUGUGUCACUUCUUGGCCUGCUUAGUCAGAACACCAAGUCAUAAGACCAAGUGCAAGAACAUGAAAGGAGUUUGUCAUAUGUAGGGCUCUUCCUCUAGACAAAGUUUUGUGUAAUUUGGAAAACAAUAUUACCAGGUCGAUUUCAUUUCCCUUGUUGUCAACCAAUGCUUUGUUGCAUAAGAGCCCAUGAACAGACUGAAAGUUGUUCAAUUGGAAAUUCAAUCUUAAGAUUGUCUCUUGUCCUCUAUGUGUGUCUUCUCCUGUGUGUCCAAUGUAGGCUCAUCUCCACAAGUCCAGAGGUGUAUUUGAGCUCCCUUAUUCUGAUGGAACAUUGUCUAAAUGCUCUAGAGUUAGUCCACAUUCAGCUGUAACAAUUCAGAAGAUGAGCUGAACACCUCUGGAGCUCUGGUUCCCAGCCUUCCUGAUGCUGCAGCCCUUUAAUACAGUUCCUCAUGUUGUGGUGACCCCACGCCAUAAAAUUAUUUUUGUUGCUUCUUCAUAACUCUAAUUUUCCUACUUUGCUAGGGGAUUGUGACCCAUAGGUUGAGAAUUACCGCUCUAGAGCAACCGCAUUUUCUGUUCUCUAUUAAAAGUCAGCCAGACCAUAGCCUGUGGCUCCUAGAAGACGGCUGUACUAGAUCUGACUUUUUCUCACCACCUACCUCAAUUCUCUGAUGGAGUCAAGAACGGUUCGUUUUCUAAUUUAUCCAGUUCAUAUUUUUCUAACGAUCUCAGCUUCCUGUAUUCUGUGUCCCAGUUCCAUGGCUGCCACAUCAUUUAUGCUAUAGACUUAACUUGUUACAUAACCGAGUUCAUAAGUCACUAACCUUCCCGUCUGUGCUUUAUGUCUUGCUUAAGAAAGCCUACCCAGUGCAGGGAAAAAAAAUCUCAUAAACCUUGAGCAUCCCUGCUAUCUUGCUCGACAUGCCAAGAAUUCCAGGACCUGUUGACUUUUCACCACGUUCACUUCUCAGGCUGUAUUUAUGCUGACCAAUCACAAAGGAUGGGUACUACCUUCCUAGCACAAAAUGUUCCCCUCCCCCAGUACAAUCCACUACAUCUGCAAGAGUCUACAAUGGUUCAUUGUGUUUCCUCUGCAGGACUUUGAACAAUAUACGCAUGUAGGAAAGGUCACCAUAUGGCUCGGGUUACUCAAACUUUGCACAUUCCCAAGAUUUGCCUGUCUUCCAGACUGGUCCUUUGGGGAAACAAGCUCUGAACUAACAUUCCUGACUGAAAAGAAUUGUUUGUAUGUGUAAGAACUUGGGCCAAUUGAAUACUUGUUUGAUCAGAUAGUGUGUUUAGCAAAGUGAUUUAUGAGUAUUGUGUACCCUGGGGAAACAGAGGCUAGGUAGCAAAGAUCAAUCAUGAAAGUGUGUGUUUGUGUGCGCGCGUGUAUGUAAAUUGAUCCAAUAUAAACCUAAGACAUCAAGGUUCAGGUGAGCAUGCUUGCUUGGAAACACAUCCAAAGGAUGGUAAUAUAUCAUUACAAGAAGUAAGCACAAUCUGGAAAAAUCCUCUAAUUAGGACCUCACUCUUGUCUGCUUCCUAGGAGAUUAACGAGGUUGACAAUGUGAUCAAUGAGUAACUGCUAGAAAAGGGAUUUGUGUUCAGCAUUUCUUUGCUCUAGGAGACUGAAGCAUGAAGUGCUAAAAUUAGACAGGUUGACAGUUUGCACCUUUGUGACAGAUUCCUCAUUUUAAAAGAAGAAAGAAAAAAGAAAGCUCUCAUCACUAGGAUUCAGGUGAACUUCUCAGACUGACAUUUCAUAUUUAUGAUGUCAUUACAUGGAAUGUGUUCAUGACUCCACUGAGAGGACGCCUAGACACCUGCUGUCUCUUGAAAGACAAGUCAUGUCCCUUUUCCCUGUGCUAAUUUUAAUCUGUAUCCUAUCAUGAUGAUGGUGGUGGUGAUGAUGAUGAUCAAGAAGCACAAAGCAUUCAACAGGUACAACAGCUUUUUCUGAGUCCUUUGAGUCUUUCUGGUGAAAUAUUAAGGCUUGGGGCUGGCAUAGGCAUCAUAUCCAUGCUGUGUGUCUUGUUUUUACUGUGAGUAAUAAAAAUUGCUUGGUUCUGAUCCAGCAUCUCAUUCCUCCACUCAGCCAUGGAAGUUCUCAUGCCCUGUAAAGUUUAUGAUAUCCCCAAAUAACCCUGCUAGUCUUCUAGAACUUUAAUAGCUCAUGUUGAAAUGUGUAUUCCUAAUCCAUCUGGAAUUUAUCCCUCUGCAUUCUGGCAGAUUAGCAAACUACUUAAUCAAACUAAUUAUUAUAGUACUCAAGUAAUCUACAUUUCUUAGUUCAUUCUCUGUGUGAGAGAGAGACAGAGACAGUGAGAUUUCUCAUGUCUUAUUGUUUUUUUGUUUGUGUCAGUUUGGCUAGGUUCAGUUUUGCUUGGUUUGGUUUGGUUUCGUUUCAUUUUUUGAGACUGGGUCUCAUCAGUCCAAGCUAUCCUCAAAAGCCUAACAAAUUGUCUGCCUCAGCCUCCUUACUGUGAAAUAACCUCUCUUGAAUUAGGUUUAAGUCAUGUAACUUUAGGAUUAUGUAAGUCAUAAACAGAAUGAGGAAGAAAAUCAUGUCAAUCACCUUUAGUUGUUGCCCACAGGAAUUCUUUAUUUUGUUUGAUCCCAUAGUUGGGUGCUCCCUCACCAUCUUUAAGAUGAAGGAGCACCUGUCGUCUGAAAGAACUGUGAGGGACUUUUCUCUUUGUAAGUCACCCAGACUUGAGUGUUCAAAUACUACUGUGUUAAGCUAAAGAGAAAUUCUAUUAAAAGUUAGUGCAUGUAGCCUAUUCUGGUGCAAAAUUUGGUGCUGGAAGGAGAAUGGGCAGACUCCAAAAUACAUAGCACAGCUAGGAAGAGAUUUACUAUUCUGGUGUAAAGAAUGGGAAAUUUGUGUUAUAUGACAAUUAUUAAAGAGGUCAUUUGUGAUUAUUUGGACAUUGGACUUCAUGCCUACUGACUUCUUUUCUCAGGGUGAAGGUAAGAACUUUUACUGUUUAGUUUAAUGUUAUUUUUGUUUGUUUUUAUCAAAGGAAUGGAUUUUAAAAGGCAAGAAAUAAACAGUUUGCAGUUUGCAGAUAAAAUAGGCACAAAAAGAAAGGAAAAUUCAAUGGUUUUCAAUGGUUUUAGUUCCAAACAAUAAGUUAAAUUGAGACUUCUGGCUCCAGCAUAGGCAUAAGGAAAUGUAUAGUAUUACCUCCUAAAUAUGUCAGCCUUGAAAUAUGGAGGCAAAGGGGAAAACAGAAGACUUGAGAGCUACCAUUAGGAAAGAAUCUUGGGAGGGUACUACUUGCAUAGAUAAUCAACCACAUAUCUUUAUACUAAAUUAUUCAUAAUGUCAGAAACAUUGUAAGGGUCAACUUCAGCUGAUUUUGAAUUGCCUGUUAUAAAAAAUGUGUCUGUGCCGCUGUAGUUGUUUAAAGAGGACAGAUGUGACAGAUUGUAUAGUCCCCAAGGAAGGGUACAGUCCUCAUCAUAGAUUUGAGUGUGCUCUAUUAUGGUAAUAAACAAAAAAGAACCUCCAAGAGGAUGGGAAGUAGCCCAAGAGGAUUAUAAAGAGCAGCAAAGAGAUAGUUCUUUCUAAAAGCAAAUUAAAUUCCAAGAAAUAUCCUCAUUUCAGAGCAGAGGACUUCAGAAUGCCCACUCAAGGGGUAUGAUUACCUCAGAUCUCAGCCCUCCUCCCUUAUUACCUUGGCUAAAUAGUAGUUCUUGUUUUUUGAAGCAUCUCUCUGCGGACACUGUGGUAUGUUGGGGCUAGUGGCAGUAGAGAGGUUUUCAUAUGUGUGUUAUUUGUGCAAGGGUCACUGGACCUCAAGGAACCGUCUCCAGAGCUGAUAGGAAACUCAGGACUCACAGAUCUCCCACGCAGAGCCAAUGCCGUAACAGUGUGGGAUUUUGAAUUGGCUCCCAUGAGGAAGGAAGGAUUCAUUAUAUUCUAAGUGUGGUAGGAUAUUUAAUAACAAGUGAUAAUAUGGUAGAAAAUAAAUUCCAUUGAUUAAAUGUUCAUUGAAUCUUUUUGCCCCAUUUUGGCACCUGCUUGAAUUGCAUCUCCCUCCCAGCUUCCUGGAAAGAAUAUGGAAUUCCAAUGGAAUAUGGGUAAAAAUGGUUAUGUCACUUUUGCCUGUCUCACAGAACAUUAGAGAAACUCUUCCCUGUACCCAUUAGAUAUUACUGUCUUGAGCAGCUUUGAGAGACAGUGUUUAAAGGCAGUGAAGUUCUGUUUGCCAAGGUCUCUCAGUGGUGAAAUGGAAAAGGAACUCCAGACCGUAUCCAGCCAUAUCCAGUUGCCUGUUGAACUUCAGUCACAUAAGCAAGCAAGCAAGAAGUGGCCGGUAAGUCAUUGGGAAUAUCUGGUAAGUCACUGUAGUUAUGAUCUAACACAUGUUCGUUGUGACAUAGGGCUUUUUUCAAAUGUGAUUAUUGUUUUAAUGUUAUUGUUGAGUAACUGGGUUAUUCUUUCAUUACAAAUUUGAAGUAUCAUCAUAUAUGUGGUAACAUAAUCCUAGUUGGUCUCUGUGUCUGAAUUGCUCUGUCUGUCUGUCUCACUCUGUGUGUGUGUGUGUGUAUGUGUAUGUUUGCAUGCACACACACAUACCCUCAUCUCUUUAUCCCAUGAAAUACUACACUGAGGUCAUCACAGUUUUAUGUUUUACUCUGAAAGCCAGUAUCCAGACUUAACUCUUAUAUUAAUUACUCAUUGCUGCGAUGCGGUGUCUGUAAAGGGCACUUUAAAGGAUGAAGUGUUUAUUGUGGCAAUUGGGCUGAAUGUGCAAUCCAUCGUGGAGGGGGAACCAUGGAAAUGGGAAUGUGAGGUGCUGAUGGCUUGGCAGUCUACAGAUGGAAGAGAGUGGCCCACAGCUCAAACAUGUUCUCUAAUUAAUUGCAUAAAACUAAGCCUUUGAAGAACUAUGGAGUUGAAGAACAAACAAUAUAUGUGAAGACACGUUCAGUAGCUGAAGUAUGAUGUCAGCCUGCAGAAAUCAAGUAGCCUUACACUGGACACUGGAAUGUUGUUUGUCCUUGGAACAUGUGUUUCUCUUCAUGAGUAAACUUGUUUUGAAAGAAAGUCGUUCUCCAUGUUGUUUUCAGAAUAAAAUUAAAAGGAUGUUUUUCAGUGAAGACAGCCAAAACUUAGAGGGUCAAUGAAGGGAUGCGGGUUAUUAGUGUUUAUUUUUAAACCAAACAUGGUAUGAAUAUUUCACAGCGAAUUUAGCUCCCUCUGUCAUGGACGGAAGUUCACAGUCCUCACACAUGCUAGCAAGCAACCAGCUUAGGUCAUCUCCAAAGUGUGAGGUAAAGCAGGUAACAGUGAGUUUUUUCUCGUGUCUUUAUUUUGCCAUAGGUGCCAUCUAUAAUAAAGGAAAGGUCUUGGGGUUUCUAUUGUUUUGAUAUAAUACCAUGACCACAAAUAAGUUGGGAUGUGGUGUUUUUCAUCUUAAAGCUUGCAGGUCAUCAUCCAGAAAAGUCAGGGGGGAAGGAAUUCAAAGCAAGAACCUGGAACCAGGAAAUGAAGCAAAGGCCUUUGAGGAACGCUGUUUGAUGGCUUAUACCCCCUAACUUUUUCAUAGCUUCCUGGACCACUUGUUCAGGGGUGAGCUGGGCUCCCAACAUCAAUCGCCAAUCAGGAAAACACACUACAGGCUUGCCCUCAGGCCAGUCUGGUGGGGUUAUUUUCUCAUUUGAGGUUCCCUUUCCCAAAAGACUCUAGUUGCUGUCAAAAUAAAAAAAAAAAAAAAAAAAAAAAAAAAAAAAAAAACACAAAA